CGGCGCCGCCCCGGCCGUGGGCGCCGAAAAACGAGUCCCUAAAAACGGGGCAGCUUGUUUUUAUUUUCAGUAACCCCUUUUUUGUCUUUUCUGACGUGUGGGUUGGUCGCGGCGGUGGCGCCGCGGCCCGCGCUGAGGACGGGAAAUGUCUCGUGUGUUAAAUUCUUCUGCAAGGGGGAAAAAAACAUUUCUAUUUUUUUCUCACAAGCUGAAGUGCCAGAAAACUUUUUGAGCAGCAAAUCCAGACAGAAACGCUUAGUCUGCAGUGCUUCUGUUUUUCUGUUCCUGUUAAUUUCCCGCAGCUGUUCCGUUCCCGGCCCAGCAGAGGACUCUGCAAAAGUGCGCUUCGUGCCUUUAGAAAGAGGAGCACGGGCGUGUUCUGGUUUCGCCUUGCUGCAGGAGCUGUGACCCGCGGCUCUGGCAGCCCCGAGCGGUCGGUCGUCUGCACUGACGCUGCGCUGCGGACCGCCGCGCCGGGGCUGACUGCUGGGUGUGCUCCGAAAUACUCAUCCGAAACCUCCGGAUGAGCCUGGAAAGGGGGAGGCCGGGGCCGUCCUUCGUGGUUUGCUUGAGCGUUUGCCCGUGAGAGGUCGGGGAGCAGCAGAGCUGGCGCCUUUUAUUGCAAAAGCUUUGAACCAGAGGAGAAAUGCAGCCAGCAGUUUCGUUCAGUGGCAGCUUCUGCAGGACGCGGGAGGGGCGGCUGGAGGUGAAUAGUGACCCUAACUGUGACAGCACAGAGCAGAAAGGUUAAAAUAAUCCUCUUUUAUCUGUGCCAGCAAAGUGCGUUACUUGCUUCUGACCAGGAAUUUGAUAUGAUUGAAGAAGUGUGGUUAGAAACUGCUUCUUUUGAUAAACAAUCUUGUGCGUUCCAGCUAAGAAAGGUAGGAUGGGUCUAAAUACCCCGGGUUCGGAGUCAGGACCGCUGGAAUCGCUUCCUUUUGCUGUCGUUUGUGCAAACGUACUCGUCGUUUCUAGGAAGAGCGAAUAAGGGCACAAGAAUCGCUCUUUACAAUUUAAUUGCCAUUUUUCUUCACGUAGGGAAUGCAGUGCCUCCAUUUCCAUGGCUCUGGACCGCCACUCGCUAACGCCGCGUCUGCCGCUCUGCGUCUGUAAAACCGCUCUGACGUAUUCCCAACACCCAGGGCCAUCAGUCAGGGCAGGGAAGAGUCACUUCAAAGAUAUGGAUAGCUUAGAGGCAAAGUCAGCCCCAUGGCUUCCACUAUUAGUAAUUUGUCAGAGCUCUUUCCAGAAUGAUGGAGGGGCAAAUGUUUUUAAAAAUGUAUUACAGAAACUCAUUGGAACUAAUGAAUUACAAGAAAUGCUCACACUUCAUCUGGGUAAUUAUUCCUCUUUUGAGAAAGACUAGCGCUCUGAGUUACGCUUUUCCCAGAUAUACUCUGAGAUCUAGAUAACAGCUGCCGGAGAAGUCUUUUGCGAAGACGAGGAGUGAAGAUUAUCCCUAAGCAGAAGGAGAUGGUGACUGUGCCAGGACAAAGCAAGGGAAGGAGAGGGAUCACGGGUGUCUCCUCGUUUCCCAGAUGUGGAGACUGCUGUGUGUGUACGCCAGACCCAUGUCCCAGCACGCGCUGGCGUUGUGUUUUGAGGACCGUCUGAGACGCUGGACCCGUCGCUGCCGGUGCCUGCGCUCCGGCUCGGCUCGGUUCGGGCGUUGGGCCCCGCGAGUGCUCCGGGUUGUCCCCAGCGCCCCGCGCGCCUGGCUGGGCCCUGGGGACGGCGAGGGAGCUGCCGUGUUUGCAGGCCUGGCCACAAGAUGGCAUUCCCUGCUUGGCGGGCGACGCCGGAGAUGCUGCAACCCGCUCGCGUGCUCUGAGGGCAUCGUUUCCAUCCCGGGAGCUCCGAGUUGUACAUCUAGUGGUGUGCAUGUCCCACUGGCAUAAAACCAAGAAAUAAGCAGCUGUUUAAGGCCCCGUUCUCAGCAGUUGCUGCUCUUAUUUCCAAGCAGUUCAUUCAUAGCCGAUGAUAUCCAGCUGGAUAGAGGACACCAAGGGGACGUUAGCUUCACCUUGGUAGAUCCCAGGAGCACGUGGUGAGACCAGGUCUGCGGCCCGUCUCCGGUUUGUCUCGGCACCGUGUCCUUUGCCUCCCGGGGCAGGGGGGUCCUUUGGCGCGUGGCCGGCGGUGGCGUUUGCAGCCGGGCAGUGUGCGAGGGAAGCCUUGCCGUGCACGCGCGGCCAUGGGUUGAGGCUGCAGCAGGCACUCGUGUCCGCAGCUGGGUUUGCUGGACACUUCUGAUUGCAGGAGGUGGUUAGAAACUUGUCUUAUGCUUAACAAGUAUCUCAGGCUAAAUCUUGCUUGUUUGCCAUUUCAGGAACUGCCUCUCCCAAGAUAGAUACAUACCAAAUUAUAACUUUGAUAGGUCAAUGUCUGACUUUAUCCUCCGUCGGGUUCUUGCUGGUGCGGUGGUGCUGCCAAAGAGCAUGUCAGAAGUUGGUGCACACGUUUGGUCAAGCCGUGAGCCUUCGAGGGCGACUGCACUCGCUUCUCUCCAGGCUUUUUGGAGUUCUGCAAGCCCUUGCUGUCGUGUGAGCUGCCGCGAAAGGAGGAGCUGGGAAGGAGGACGUGGGAGUCCAUGUCACUUGUAACCUCUGAAAGCAAUUGCAGUGCACGGACUUCGCCGGGCCGUGCCGAGCAGAAGGGGUGACUGCGGGGCGGUUGGCGUUGGCUCUCCGGGGCAGGGCCGAAGCCCUGGGGCUCAGGGCAGUCUUGCAAAGCGGGGAUGGGACUUGUGUGCCCAAAGUGCUGGGGAGGAGUUUUUCCGAGCACGGAGUUACUGCCGGGCUGAGAUCUCUGCUCUGCGCUGCCGUUAGCUUUAGCAUCCCCAGGGAUCGGACACCUCGCGGGGAGGCUGGGGUUGCCUGGAGAGCCUGUUUUUGUGGCUGUUAGACUCUCUUAGCCAUUCAGUCUGCUUGGAAGCUCUUAGCAUUAUUUCUUUUACUCUGCUGUGUAGGAAAUUGAGUCUAUUUCUGUUUGAACACUUGGGUAAUAGAGCCUGCUAUUUAGUGAGAGAUUUAUGUAAAUGGCUCUUUGUUUCACACGAUUGGGCCUCGCCGUGUAAGUUACAUUGAUAACGUAAUUAUACCACUGCUGCCAUUUCAAAGCAGCGUGUUGCAGAGAAGCCUCCAAUCUUUGCACAGAAUAGGGCUUGAAAACCUUGCACUUUUUUCUAAUCAACUUUUAUUCUGCAGCAAGAAAAAAUAGUAGAGCUGGAUUGUAGAACAGCCUAUUCUGGAAUUAUAGAUCUUUUUAGCUCAGAACCCAAGAUUUCUUCUAAAUCGGAAUUUUAGAGCAACUAUUAUCGCUUGUAAUGAUUGCGCUGCCUAAACUCCCUUAGUCUUGGAAUGCAAUUUUCCCAUCUUUGCUCAUGCUUCAUAUUUUCGUUUAAUGUUAAUCUUUAUCUGGUAGUAAGUAUUUCUUCAGUCUGGCACCUGUAUUAACACAGAGGUUGCGAGUUUGGUGUCUUGUGCUUUAAAUUUUAGAUUUCAUAAUUCUUGUGGAUGUUGCUUGCUUUUUGUAAUGGGCGAUACAGGCCUGGUAGCCUCCUCUGGCUCCUCUUUGGGCAGAGCAGGUCUGAGUUGCAGCCUUGCUCUUGUACGCAGAUCCCUUUCUUUCAGCCUGGAAACAGCCCGUCUGCGCAGCCGAGGUGCGAGGCGGUUAUCCGUAGGAGGGGGAGGCGGUGGGAAGUCCUCGCUCCUGCCUCCUCCGGAGCAGGACGGCACGCUUGCUCCCUUGCCGAAAGGGGUUUGCACGCAGUGGUCGCGAGUGAUGUCCUAUUGCCGAGUCUUCCAGAAACGGUUGCAGGACGGUGAAACGUUGCAUGCGAUAUUCGGCGUUGGGGUGACGCUGUGCGGUCGCUGUCCUUCCUUUGCCUCGGGAAGCGGGUUGCAGGGUGAACGUGCUCGGCGGCGGGCGCAGGCAGCCCUGCAGGAACUGGGGACGCCGCUCGUCUGCGCGGAGCGGCCCGACGGGACCUGGAUCUGCCAAGCUGCUGCAAGCUGGGGUUAGCUCCGGGUUGAAAAACAUGUAUCCUAGUCCCAUGGAGAAACAUGUCACGGCUGUAGAAACAGUGGAAGAGAAAACAGAUUUGUCUACGGGGAUUAUUUACCGGAGGAGAAUUGCAACCUGUCAGAAUGUCAUUCCUGAAAUCUUAAGAAAGGUCAGUGUCUUAAAAGUGUCUGACAUCUACUUGGAAGAGGAAUCUUGGCUUAAUAUGCGGAAAAGAAAAAUGUCUAUGAAAACCCAUUGUCUUACGUGGACACAGUACGCGUCGCUAAGUGAGGAAUCCGUCUUCAGGGAAAGCUCGGAAAAUCCCAAUUGGACAGACUUCACACAGAAAGGCAGAAUAUCAGUUACAGGGGCAGGUUUGCUCAACUGUGUAUUGGAAGCUUUUGCUCAAUCAUUUCUAAAACAAGGUGUGAAGAAGGGUAUUAAAAUAAUGGAGACACUUCUUCAGGAGCAGUUUGGGUGAUCGUUCUAAUGAACAGUCAUGAAAAUGUAUCUGUCUGGAGUUUCACUGACACAGUGUAUCUUUAUUGCCAUCAGAAUUUCCAUGGAUAUUAUCAAAACUUUACUGGUACCAUCUCACUGAGGAAAGAGAAUUUAAUAUGCACAGCUGGAAGAAGAGAAGACCGCAAAUCCUUUACAUAAGAUUAAGGAAUCAUACUACUUAAGGGAAUGUGAAAAUCAUGGAGAAACAGAUGUAACCUUGGAAAUAGCGUCCUCCUGUGAAUUGGUGAUGUAAUCUCUAGAGACUAAGAAUCCAGUAAGGGAAAACAGAGCAACAAACCAAAAAUAGUCCUUGUUGCUACGAAGAGAUCCUUCUCAAGUCAACCAGUUGCUUUUCGUCUUAUCAAGGGAGAUGCAAGCAUCUGGGUUUUGGUUACUUCACAGCUUAAUUCUGUAGGAUAGAGAUUUUGUCCUACAAAAAUGAAGGUCAAUUCUGGUAGCUGAGUAGGGUUACUAUUCUCAGUUUGGGUCAACAGUGUUAAUUAUUUCAGUCCUGAUUGCUGUGUUAGAAAUGGUUGGUUGUUAUAACAAUGCCAGCAUGAUUAUUUUGGGUUGUAAAGACAUUCCUCAAUACAAGUUUUAAAGUGCAUAUAUUUAAGUGCAUAUUUUCAAUUCAAUUGAAACAACUGGAUUAUUCAGUUGUUUCUUUUCUUCGGCUUCUGAACAGAAAAGGAAAUCUGUAGGGGAAUUGAUAAAAUUUAAGUAAAGCUCUCAAGAAAGAGAAUCUCAUAUACUUUCCCUCCUUUUGUUACACACACUGCAACAGGAUAGUUUUAUUUUAAACUAUUUAUUUAAAAUUCAGAUAAUCCCAAACCAGAUUUGAUACUCUUAUUGAGGCUGAAUAGUAUCACACUCUACAAAUAGAGCCACUGAAAUCAUAGUGUUAAAAGGUGCAAGUAAGUACUUAUGAUGAGUAUAAGCAUAAUUGUUUUCACUAUGGAAGACUUUGAGAAGGGAAAUUUGAACAAAUCCAUACGCUCUUGUCAAGUGCCGGAAGACUUCUGUAUUUAAUGCCCUAGCGCAAGGGCUUUAAAAGCAAAGAUGACAUUAUGUUCAGCUUUUAAUGAGAACAUUAUUUGAUUUUAGGGAGAGACUUGAAUCACUGUUGCUAGAGGAAUUCAGCAAAAGGCGAAAUAAAGUUUCUGUGGAUUGAAGGAAAUGCUAUUAUUAGCUGACUAAUUGGACUAGACAAUGAAGUCCUUUCCAACCCUGUGGGCUAGAGAAGUGGCAAGAAACUUUUUUUUUUUUUUUUUUUUAAGUAAAAAGUUGCUUAAAAAGGUUAAGACUAAAACAUGCAUCUAAAAAGUGAAGCUUGACUUACAAGUUGCAUAUCCAGUAUUUGACAUGACAGAAAUAUCAUGGCAUGCCCAAGUGUGAAAAUUUAUCCCACUCAUUUCAGUUGGAAGAUGAUACAUAAAAGGACAAGCACUUGUACUAAGAAAAUGUGUUAAUGAAUUUGACAGUAAUCCUGGUGUUUUGGUAUCCUUCUCUCUCUCUCUAUUUUGUAAUUGUUCUGCGUGAUUCUAAAUUUUGGAAUAAUGUACUCCAGUUUUUCAUACUAUUUCUAUUCUUCAGAGAGACUUCUGAUCUUAACUGGAUGAUAUUUUAGCUUUAUCCUUGCAUAAUCUUGCAGGAGACUAAUGAAUGAAUAAUUUAAACACAGUAACAAAAAAAAAUCUUAAAGGAUGAUUCAUGCUAGGAAGUGUAGAGAAAAACUCCAUGUGAUAAGAAAUGUGUGAGGCUAGAUUAGCUCCUUUAGUAGCUUAUUGCUACUGACCUAUUUGAGAGUGCGUUCAGACCUCCCCCUUCUGGCACUGCUUGUCCUCUGAGAUUAUCCAGUUUUUAAAAUUGGUCUGAUGCAAGCAGCGUUGUGAAAAAUGCAGCAGGAGUUAUCUGGAAGCUCAGAUGGGACAACUGCGUAGAUCUGGUAGAAAACCAUAUUAAAGUUUAAAAUGGACCAGAUAGAGAAACAACAUGUAAGCAGUAGUCAGAUGACUACUUAACACUCCCAAGAUGUUCCACGAUGACAGUGUUUCUGUUUGAUUGAGGAGACAGGCUGCUUGAACAUAGCUCAUUCACUGUAGGACAAGCAGAUGAUUGUUGUUGCAUAGGCCAAGACUGUUGAGUCUCAAUUGUUCCGUCUCUUUUUGGGCCUCAAAUGAGCGACCGGCUUUUCAAAACCAUACAGCUCUGUUAACUUCUUGGGGUGGGUGGGUGAGUGCUGGAAUCCAGCAUAUAGGUGUAAUACCUGAAAUUGAAAGAAUCCAUAAAUAAAAUGUUGAAUUGAAGCUUUCUGAAGUCCAAGAGCCUGGGAAAUUGAGGGACAAACUGUAUUUCCAAAUACAAUUAAUCAUUUCUUAAUUAUAUUGAGUUUGAGCUCUGCAAUGAGAUGAAAAUGACUUAAUUAUAACAUGAGCAGUAGGAGUCCUUUUCGCUAAUGCAUUUGUUAGCACAUUUCAGCUGGCUAACUGCUUAUGGAAGGUAGUAAUCACCUUUAUAUGUUUGCUAGGCAUACCCACUGUUGCCUUAGUAAAUGACAUAGAGCCAUGAAUCUGGCAAGAAAGCAGUUUAUAUUGACCUGGAGGCCUGUUGCCAGUUCUACCAAGCCAUGCGAGGAGAUGUUGCUGUCUUAUUUUGUAUGUAUGUUAAUUGUUGGAUAGCUGUGCCCGUCUUCUUCUCAGACCACAACUGUGAAUAUUGUACUGCGGUGCCAUCAUGCAACUGUCCUAAGGUUUCAUGACCGCAAGCUAAAAUACAAAGUGUGAAGGUGGAGUACAUUUACUAAAUGGCAUCCCCAUUCUGCAAUAGCACACCAUGCUAAUUUUGUAUCUUUUAUAAAAUAAAAGAACUAGAAUAG
Messenger RNA from Dromaius novaehollandiae (emu), 7381 nucleotides. RefSeq names its product PRELI domain containing 2 (gene PRELID2). NCBI's taxonomy places the organism in Eukaryota, Metazoa, Chordata, Aves, Casuariiformes, Dromaiidae. Gene Ontology annotation, biological process: phospholipid transport. The record is from RefSeq and is a predicted model, not a curated record. The coding region runs from base 4040 to 4486 and encodes 148 amino acids. Gene Ontology annotation, molecular function: phosphatidic acid transfer activity. The transcript is spliced from 7 exons. Gene Ontology annotation, cellular component: mitochondrial intermembrane space.